UUGAAAGGUUGAAGUCCUAUCUUAUCCAAUCUCGUCGACAAGCCAGGCACUCCUUUGGUUUUCGAUGGACUUGUGUAGCCAGUUCAAUACUUCCUGUUGUCGAACUUAGGUCUUCAUCAAUAACAGCCACAAGAGUGUGUACUUAUCGGAGCUCAGACACGGCCACGCCUCUCUAUGCCCAUAAUAUUCUCUAUGCCCAUGGCAUUUUCAAUGAUUUGAGAAAUUUUUGAUUUUCGAAUCACAUCAUCUCAAAACCUUUCACAAUAUUGUCAACAUAAAUUUUUUAGUUUUUAAUUUAUAAUUUUUUCAUUUUUUACUUUAAGAAGAUGAAAAAUUUGCGCUUCUUCAGAGAUGCUUGCAAUGAUCUGUUGCACCGCCAUGUGAACCUCGAUGUGUUCUCCAUUUGGCCCACGCGCCAUGCUCAGAAUCGACGUCAAUAUGUAAUACGGCGUGCGAUCAAGAACUGGUUGCCUUGGCUCUUUUGGUUCUGUGUCGUCUACAGUUUUUUGGGGCUGAUCCAUAAUUUCGUUGAAUUGGUGCGAGCCAAGUUGGUCGCUACGCGACCUGUGUCCAUGUGGCGUGUCCGCUGCUUCUAUGGGCUGCGAGACACGAUCAUUCGUCAAAUGCGCGUCAUGGGUAGCCUCGUCAUGAUCGUCUGCUGGCUGAUGCUCUUCAUAGGCCUCUUGUGGAGCAAACCCAUAUAUAUGAAGCCCUGGCUGACAGUAACAAGAUUUAUCUUACCUUUUGACUUGGUUCUGUGGAGUCUGGAGGUUACCUUUGGACGCGAAGAGUUCAGUUGGCAAGCGAUUCUUAGCUUUGCGCUGCCUUGCAUAUGCCAAUUUUUUGUGGAUUGUCUGAAAAGAGCUCUCGAGGAACCCAAUCAGAAACUGUUCAAGGCAUGAACCACUUACUACGACAGAUGCUAGUUAGUUCUCAAUUGGUUUUAAUAAAUUUAUUUAUCUC
Molecule: messenger RNA, 963 nt
Organism: Drosophila hydei
Lineage: Eukaryota; Metazoa; Arthropoda; Insecta; Diptera; Drosophilidae
Exons: 3
Coding region: 327-902 (191 amino acids)
Source: RefSeq, a predicted model, not a curated record